ACUUACCGACUGGAAUUGUUGCAAAGAUUUAAGGGCUAAGCAAGUGCAAAGCUCUUUGAGGAGAGCCUGGUACAAGUCAGCACUCAGUAAAUAUUGGUUACUCUCAUUUUUUACGGACGUGAAAAAUGGGGCUCGGGGAGGCUAACGUGGGAUAGACGGAACAACGGAGAUUUUGACCCAAGACUGCUUGUCCCCAGUGGUCUCGCGCUUGCUUCGCUGAUGCCCCAGAGGAUUCACAGAUUUUUAGUGAAGUACACUCAUUGUUCACAUGGGUAAACAGAUUCAGUGGGGGUUCUCCCUAUUGUAAUCACUAGCCCCUAAGUCCUCUCCAGUUCUCAUUUCCCUGAAGUUUUGUACCCCAUACCUGUCUCCCUUGUCUCAUUCACUCACUCAUUCAUUCAUUCAACAUCCUGCCCCCAGGAGGUUCAGACUUGGGUGCGUAGUGAUCUAGUUAGAUCCGAGUGCUUGAUAAACAUGGCACCUGCUGAGAAGGGACUGCAGAAUCGGGGCACUCACCAUUCACCUCCUCCCCCAGCCUCCUUUACCGAGCUCGCCUUAAGAGCAUAGGAUCUGAAGCCACACUGUCUAGACUUAAAAUCCCAGCUUCGCUACUUAGCAGCAGUGUGUCCUGGAAAGAUGACCCACCUCCUUUGUGACUCUUUCCUUUUCUGUAAAAGAGGAUCCUAUGUUGGUGGGAGGGUUUAAGGAAAUAAGCUGUUUAGAAUCCUUAGCGAACGUCCUGGAUGGUAGUAAAGUUAAUAAAAGACGGCUGUUAUAAUUAAUCCCCGCAACCAUCCCAAGGAGUGGACGCUAACGUGUCUCCCAUUUUAUUAAUUUACCCUUACGAAGUAAGGCUCAGAGAAGUAGACUUUGGCCCGAGGUUACACAGCUAUGAAAUGUUGCAUCUCUUGAUAGGAACCGCAAGUUCUUUGGCUCCAAAAGCUACAUCAGUUCUGGCAGAGGUUUUCGCCAACUGCUCAGAGAAAAAACAAGACAAUCUGCAAAAAUCAGCCUCUGAGAGGGGCUUGGGAGUGCGGGGCAAUUUGCAGACGCUCCCUUCCGGCGGAGAUUGCCCAAACUGUCCUUCAGCCCGGGACCUUCGGCGGGGUCCUGUAGUGGCAGGUCGGAGUGCUAGUACAGGUGGAGGCGACAGCAUAGGCAGUGCCAGUCGCAGUGGCUCCAGCCGCCGCGGAUCGUCAUGUCGGAACCGCAGCGGCUGGGCGCAGAGCGUGACCUCUACCGGGACACGUGGAUUCGAUACCUAGGUUAUGCCAAUGAGGUGGGGGAGGCUUUCCGCUCCCUGGUGCCAAAGGCUGUGGUGUGGCUGAGCUAUGGUGUGUCCAGCUCCUAUGUGCUGGCGGAUGCCCUUGACAAAGGCAAGAAGGCAAGAGAGGUACCAGGUCCUGAAGCAGGCCGCAGCACCAGGGUGACUGUGGCUGUGGUGGACACCUUCGUGUGGCAGUCUCUGGCUUCUGUGGCCAUCCCAGGCUUCACUAUCAACCGCGUGUGUGCUGCCUCUUUCUAUGUCCUGGGCACUGCCACCCGCUGGCCCCUGACUGUUCGCAAGUGGACCACCACUGCAGUUGGGCUGUUGGCCAUCCCCAUGAUCAUCCACCCCAUUGACAGGUCAGUGGACUUCCUCCUGGACUCCAGCCUGCGCAAGCUCUACCCAUCAGUGGGGAAGCCCAGCUCUUCCUGAUCCCACCCCAGUGCCUGCUAGGGAUGUGAACACCUGGUUCUCCAGGGUCCAUGGCCCUGGCACUGACCCUGGGUUUGAACUGGAUGGAAACUUAGAGAUUAAGGCCUCAAGGAGCAGUGACUGCAGUGAAUCCCAAACAGAGGUGGGACCUAAACCCCAUCUGCUUCCAUGGAAACUGUUGUACUGAGCAGGAGUGGACCCUGGGUGGGUCCAGCUCUAUUUUUUGACAGGAAAAUGGGAGAUGAGACUGAAACCCAAAGAGGGCAAGGCAAGCUAGGCACAGGACUCUCAGCUGCUUGACUGCAUCACUCCAUGCGGCAUGGCUGGAUAACAGACACUCAGGGAGAAACAGGAGUGGAGCAUCCAAGAUACCUCAGGAAAGAUUCUCCACCUAACCUUUCCCUAAUACAGGGGCUGCUAGGACCUGGUUGGAAAGCUGGCCAGGCCCACACCCAAACUCAAUAAAUUCUCAAGAAGUUGAAUUUUCUUCUCUGUUGGGGAGGUACAGGGAUGUGGUAGUAGGAGCAGGGCUUCUCCUGGUGGACAUAAACUGAGGAGGAGGCUGUGGUCAGAAGAGGCUUCCUGGGCCUGAAGGAAGGGGUCGGGGAAAACAAGGGAGGGAGCAUCCCAAGGAGGAAUCAGCAUAUGAAUAAACCAGUCAAGAGAAACUCCAAAUCUAAAGAACCAAAAAGGACUGACUGGUUGAAAUGAAGAUUUGGAUGGGAAGGUAAGAAGGGUAUUAUGGAAAGGGCAGUAGGGUAUCGUCCAAAUCACAAAGUACCGUGAGGGCCAUGGCACGGAGUCUGAACUCUGUGCUGGACAAUUGAAGAUCUGAUUGACCGAUUAGAAAAGCUUGGAGAGGGGUGUCCUGUUUAUUGUUGCUAGCACAAAAUAUUUGAGAUCAGGUAAUUUAUUAAGAAUAGAAGUUUAUUUGGGCUCAUAGUUCUGGAGACUGGGAAGUCCAAGAACAUGGCACCAGCAUCUUUUCAUCUUCUGCUGCUUCAGUUUGUGGCAGAAAGCAGAAGCGAGCUGGGUAUGUACAGAAGCAGGAAAAGGGGUCUGAACUCCUGCAACAGUUAACCCAUUCUAGAGAAAGACAUUAAUCCAUCAGGAGGGCUCCACCUAUGGCCAAACACCUCCCACUAGGCCACACCUCCCAACACUGAUGUAUUGAGGAGAUAAACUUUUGGGGGACAUGCUCAAACAGUAAGAAGGGGCAGGUAGUGGCUGCUGUCCUGAUCCAGGCCUAGAGGGAUGGAUGGGAGAUGAAGUGGCAGAAUAUUGGGGACAAAAGCUACAGGAAUGAGUGGAAGCAACCAGGCAAGAGAGAGAAGGGUCUGAGUCUAACAGUUGAGGGCGGAAAUAGCAGCCAGAGAGGAGGGCUCCAGACAGGUGGCUUUCUAUCUCCCUAUGUGGCUACUUUGCAGGAAGGAAGACCAGACCAGGUCUGGGUCUUAUCUGUGACCCUGUAUGCUGUGAAGCCUCUGCCAGGUCACUUCCCUUCUCUGAUCUUUAGAAUUUGGGUCUGGAAAGGGAUGGUGCUGUAUUUCCCACCUCCUGGGCUAGCAGGAGGGCCAGAGCAGUGGAUGAUUGUCUUUAACCACUGGCUUCUCCAGGGCAGAGGGAUCCUAACUUAUCCAUAUCCAUGGUGUAAAUACUCCCAUUAUCUUCUCUUUUAAGCUACCCACAUGAGAUCACUGAACACAGAGUUGGGAAGCAGUACACAAUAGCACAGUAUAAUUUUGUUAUUUGCAGCAAAUAGAAUGUAGUAGUGCUCUCUUAUUCAAGGGGAUACAUUUCAAGGAUGCCUCAAGCCAUAGAUGGUACUACACCCUCUAUAAAAUGUGUUUCCCCCUAUAUAUACAUACCCAUGAUCAAAUUUAAUUUAUAAAUUAGGCACAGUAAGAAAAUAACAUUUUCGGGUGCAGUGGUACACACCUGUAAUGCAGCAGUUGGGGAGGCUGAGGCAGGAGGAU
Messenger RNA from Sciurus carolinensis (gray squirrel), 3675 nucleotides. RefSeq names its product mitochondrial fission process 1 (gene Mtfp1). Gene Ontology annotation, cellular component: mitochondrion. The transcript has 4 exons. Bases 1199 to 1699 code for a protein of 166 amino acids. NCBI's taxonomy places the organism in Eukaryota, Metazoa, Chordata, Mammalia, Rodentia, Sciuridae. Gene Ontology annotation, biological process: mitochondrial fission. The record is from RefSeq and is a predicted model, not a curated record.